Messenger RNA from Lampris incognitus (smalleye Pacific opah), 2075 nucleotides. Its product is annotated as 52 kDa repressor of the inhibitor of the protein kinase-like. The record is from RefSeq and is a predicted model, not a curated record. NCBI's taxonomy places the organism in Eukaryota, Metazoa, Chordata, Actinopteri, Lampriformes, Lampridae. Bases 1 to 2046 code for a protein of 681 amino acids. The transcript has 3 exons.
AUGUCGAAUACCCAAGAAGAUGUAAGGAAAAUUAAGGAAAGGAAAUUGGCACCUUCGAUUGAACAGUUGAUUUCAAAAAAAGACACAGCUGCUGAAGAUGGAAACAAUGAGGAUGAACCACAGCUUUCUACCAAGGAAAGAGAAUUCCGUGAUUACCUGAGGUCCCUGUUUGAGGUUGUUGUCAUGAUGGGUAAGCAGAACAUCCCACUGGCGACAAACAAGUCACCUGAGGCUCCACGUGACAGCGGUAAUUUCCAGGCCCUCCUGCAUUACCGCAUGAAUGCCGGAGAUGCUGCCUUGAGGAAGCGGUUUGAGGCUACAGCUGUAAACGCAGAGUACCUCUCGGUGGUUCAACAGAGCCAGCUGCUGGACAUCUGUGAGAACACAGUGAGAGAGGAGAUACUCAUGGAGGUGAGGGAGAGUCACUUUUUCUCUCUGGUCACGGGUGACCCGGUUGAAUUUGCAGAUGAGAAACUCCUACCUCUGUUCUUGCGCUUUGUGAACCAGCGCAAUGUCCUUCGGGAGGAACUUUUGGACUUCGUGUCAUUCGAAAGCGAUGAGGCUUCCCUGGUUGAGCGGCUGGAGGCCCAGCUGACGGAACAUUACGGACUGAGCAUGGAGGACUGUCGCGGACAGGCCCACAAGGCCACCGGGACCUCUGUCACCAAAAUGAAAGCUGUGGCAGUGAUACUGAUGGAGAAGUACCCCCUCGCACUCCACUUGCCUUGCUCUACUACUGCGCUGAACAUCCAUCUUGCCAACAGUCUGCCUUUCCCCAGCAUCCAGGCAGUCAUGGAAACCGUCAGGAAGAUAAGCAUUUUCUUUGGGAAGUUUGCCACUCAGGCCGAGCUACAGAAAUCUAUCUCCGCUUACUUCGAAGAAGAUGAUGUAAAAGGAACUGCACUGAAACGAGCAUGCAGCUCAAACUGGACAGAACAACACAACGUCUUUGAUCUGAUGGUAGACAUGCUGCAGUCCCUGUUGCUUUGCAUGGACAGCGUCUGGCACAAUGAAAAUGCAAUGUUUACUGCCGAAGCUGCAGCAGAUGCUUAUUCAAUAACAGAAACCCUGGCUGACUUUGAGAUGAUAGUUACCAUUGUUAUCUUAAAGAAUGCCCUCUCGUACACCAGAGCCUUUAGCAGGAACCUCCAGGGAGAGACACUUGAUGUGUUUAUUGCUGCAAACAGCCUAACAGCGGUUCUGCAUUCACUGAAUGAGGUCAUUGAUAACAUUGAUGUCUAUCAUGAUUUCUGGUUUGAGGAGGCUGUGAAUUUGGCAGCUGCAUUGGACAUUCCAGUAAGUGUACCCAGGCUAUUUGAUCAGAGACAGCGUGCAGCCGACAUGGGGGAAAUCCAAGCAGAGGCAUACUUUAAAGAAUAUGUGACCAUCCCUGUGGUUCAUGGUAUCAUCCAAGAGGUCGAGGCCAUCUUCCCUGACAACAGCCUCAAAGCCCUCAAAUGUCUGUCUCUGGUCCCAGCCGUCAUGGCUCAUAUGAAUUUUAACACGUCUGAGGAGAACCAUGCAGACUUUUAUCACAAUGACCUACCCAAUCCAGACACUCUCACAGCCGAACUGCACUGCUGGAGGAUCAAGUGGAAGCACAGGGGCAAAGAAGAGCGAUUGCCCUCGACCAUCUACGAGACCCUUCAGCUUCCAGAUGAAAAGUUUUUUCCCAACAUGAAGUCCUUCCUCAAGGUACUCUCCACCUUGCCAGUACUGAAGUUGGAGGACGGCAGCUCUGAGAUGGCAGUCAACCGGCUGCAGGUUUACCUUGACAGCACGCCUGUCAGGUACCGCAGCAAGAGCCUGGCUGUGCUCAGUGUAAAUGCCAAUAUCAAGCAUGACUUUGAUGUCAUGGUGGACAAAUACUGCACACUGUACCCCGAGGAUGAGCCUGAGCCCAAACCUGAGCCUGAACCCGAACCCGAACCUGAACCCGAACCUGACUGUGACCCUGACAUGUGGUUCAGGAGGAUGUUUCAAGGCGGUGAAGUUAGACUCCCGUCACGCCUGUUUAGUGUCAGUCAACAGGACAAAACAGAAUGAAAGUGAAAAGCAAUCACAUUAAAGGACCC